CGUCGUCAUAUCAGUGUUUCUCCGACCGCCAUCCUGUUAUCUGCCGCCGCUCUGCUUUCUGUCUUACCCAUAAAUUUGUCGGAGCAUGACGUCAUCAUACCCGAGAACCACCGGAUGAUCUCCGCCCUUCGUACAACUACCGCCGCUAAUUGACGCUGUCAUCGCAUUCGCCGGCUGAUUCUUAUCUCUACCUCUCGGAUACGCGUUGGUAUUUGAAGAAUUGGCGUAAAUUUUGAUCGGAGGUGGAUUCCGGAAUCGUAUUCUGUUUUUCUUUGUGUUGAAAUAUGGCGGCUUUGAAGAGCUAUGGCUUGUGCUACAUGGACUCUACUCUCCAGCUUCCCUGUCCACAUCGAUUCGAUGGAUACAAGAGAAUGAAUUCAAAAUGGAUCUCCCCGAAAGCAGCCGUUGUUCCCAAUUUUCAUCUGCCAAUGCGCAGUCUUGAGGUUAAGAACAGGACGAACACAGAUGACAUCAAAUCUCUUCGGUUGAUCACAGCCAUUAAGACACCAUAUCUUCCUGAUGGAAGGUUUGACCUCGAAGCAUAUGAUGACUUGGUAAACAUGCAGAUCGAAAAUGGGGUCGAGGGUGUUAUAGUCGGUGGUACAACUGGUGAAGGCCAAUUGAUGAGCUGGGAUGAACAUAUCAUGCUCAUAGGCCAUACCGUCAACUGUUUUGGUGGGAGUGUUAAGGUCAUCGGGAACACUGGAAGCAACUCGACGCGGGAAGCCAUCCAUGCCACUGAGCAGGGAUUCGCUGUGGGGAUGCAUGCUGCUUUGCAUAUAAACCCUUAUUAUGGCAAAACAUCGAUAGAAGGCAUGAUCUCGCACUUCCAAACAGUUCUUCACAUGGGACCAACGAUCAUAUACAACGUGCCGGGUCGAACUGGACAGGAUAUACCCCCACGGGUGAUUUUCAAAGUUUCGCAAAAUCCAAAUUUGGCUGGCAUUAAGGAGUGUGUAGGGCACGAUCGAGUUGAAGAGUACACAGAAAACGGGAUCGUCGUGUGGAGUGGAAACGAUGAUCAGUGCCAUGAUUCGAGGUGGGAUCAUGGAGCAACUGGAGUUAUAUCAGUUACCAGCAACUUGGUCCCCAGUCUCAUGAGGAAGUUAAUGUUUGAAGGCAGAAACCCGUCAUUGAAUUCAAAGCUCUUGCCUUUGAUGGAGUGGCUUUUCUAUGAGCCGAACCCGAUUGGCCUCAACACGGCUCUGGCUCAGCUAGGAGUUGCCAGGCCGGUUUUCAGAUUACCAUACGUGCCACUGCCUCUGGCCAAAAGGCUCGAGUUUGUGAAGCUGGUCGAGGACAUUGGACGAGAGCAUUUCGUCGGGGAGAGAGAUGUUCAGGUUCUCGACGACGAUGAUUUCAUCCUAAUCGGUCGUUAUUAGCUCUGUGUUUUCCUUGUUGUCUGAAAAAAAAAGGAGAUGAUGAAUCUGUUUUACGCUC
Messenger RNA from Tarenaya hassleriana, 1440 nucleotides. RefSeq names its product 4-hydroxy-tetrahydrodipicolinate synthase 2, chloroplastic. The transcript has 3 exons. The record is from RefSeq and is a predicted model, not a curated record. NCBI's taxonomy places the organism in Eukaryota, Viridiplantae, Streptophyta, Magnoliopsida, Brassicales, Cleomaceae. The coding region runs from base 285 to 1382 and encodes 365 amino acids. Gene Ontology annotation, molecular function: 4-hydroxy-tetrahydrodipicolinate synthase activity.